AUGUCGAACCAGCAGUUCUAUCUCUUGGGCGAGGCGACCCCCUCCGCCAAGCACAUCACAAUUGAUGCAUCGGCGAACCUGGAUCAACUGAAGCACACGGUGGCUGCUUAUUUUGCCAUUGUGGAACCCACUGAGAUCGGCUUCCAAACCGACAUGGAGUGUCUCGUCGAUGUCAGCGAUGUCCUCGCGGCUACCGGACCCGUAGCCAUUACGAUCAAUGGCCAAGCAGUACGAGACCCCGACGGUCCCAAAGGCCUCCCUUACGUGGGCAAUUAUUUUGAGGUUUAUCCAGACCAUCUGGGUAAUCACCAGCGGCUCUAUAGCCAGUAUGGCCGGAUCUUCAAAACCACCAACCUGGGCCGUACCACAUACCAUACCAAUGAUCCGCAAAUCGCCGCCAUCGUCUUCGCCGAGUCGGACUUUUUCUCUAAAAAGAUCAACGAAGCCCAUCCACUUCAUGCCUUGAAAACCCCCUCUGCGGGGGUCUUUCUGGGAGAUACCGACACCCCGGAAUGGCGCGUGGCCCAUAAAUUCUUGCCCCCAGCCCUUGGUCCGAAGGCCGUGCGGCAUUAUGCUCCGACGAUGCAGCGCACCGUGGAAGACGCGUUCAAAGUGUUUGACGCGCUGGAUGAACAAGGCUCCGCCUUCAAUGUGUACCAGUACAUGUUGAAGCUUGGAUCCCAGGCGGUGGGCAAACUCACGCUGGGACUGGAUAUGGAGCAUUUCACCUCCCCCGAUGCUCCCGUGCACGAGAUGGUUCACUCCAUUGCGGAAAUGCUGUCCCUCAACAAGAAGGUCACCUCUCGUGGGGACUGGUACGGCAAGCUACCCUUCGGGGAUCCCCAGCGGUUGAGAAACCUGAAAGCGAAACUGGAGGCAAUGGUAGAGCAAUCCAUCAAGGAUGCAGAGCGUGGCGGUGUCACCGACCUGCCUUUACAGGAGGCGGCUUUGCAAGCCUCUAACAUGGUUGACUAUGCCAUCCGUGCCACCGACAACAAGGGGGAAAAGCUGCCGAAAUCGAGUCUGAUCUGGGCGCUGAUUGUGGCCACCGGGGCCGGGUUCACGACCACGAGCUCCCUGCUGUCGUGGUUGAUAUAUGGUCUCGUAACGUAUCCAGGGAUGCAGGAGCGACUGCUGCAGGAGCUGAUCGACAACGGUAUCACGGAAGACACCGAGCUCACAGCCGAGAUCACGGAUCGGUUGGUCUUCCAAGACAAAUACAUCAAAGAGACGAUGCGCCUCACCAAUCCAUCAUUCCAGCCCGGCCGGACCGCCAAAGUCGAUUUGAUCCUGCCGGGGGGCUAUAAGAUCCCCAAGGAUGCGGUUAUUGUGCCGGGUCUGCACCAUAUUCACAACAACCCCGACCUCUGGGAUAAUCCCAGCCGGUUUGAUCCUGACCGGUGGGAUACCCCCCAGGUGAAGGAGAGACACAAGGCGGCUUACAUACCUUUUGCCAUGGGCCCCCGCAUGUGCAUUGGUUUCAAUUUUGCGCUUCAGGAGGUGAAGAUUUUCCUCCCAAAGCUGAUCUACCGCUAUCAGUUCAGCCGGGAAAAUGAUCUCGUGCCCGUGGAGUAUGAUCCAAUGUUCCAACUGAUCCGACCGAAUAAUCUCUGGUCACCACCGCACGACUACCGGAACCGCCCCGUCGCGGUUUUGGGCGCUGGCGUCCUUGGAAGGCGAAUUGGCUGCAUCUGGGCCUCCGCGGGCUACGACGUCCACCUACGCGAUCCGAGCCCGGAGCAACUCACCUCCGGCAUCGCCUACAUCCACGAUCAAGUCUCUUCCUACGCCAGCAAGACGGGCUGCAUCCCAGGCAAAGCACACGGCUUCACCAACCUCGAAGAAGCGGUGGAAUCCGCCUGGCUCAUCAUUGAGGCCGUCCCCGAAAAGCUGUCUCUGAAGAUUGCCACCUUCGCCGAUCUAUCCGCCCUCGCCCCAAAUGAUAGCAUCCUUGCAUCCAACUCUUCUUCCUACAAGACCUCGGAGAUGCUGGACCGGGUUCCGGACGCGGUGAAGCCACGGAUUCUGAACAUGCACUACUACAUGCCGCCGCAGUGCAUGACGGUGGAGUUGAUGACGGACGGCUUCACGCAUGAGGCCAUCUUCCCCUUUAUGGUGGAGCGGUGCCGCGAAGGCGCGACCUCGCCGUAUGUCGCACGCAAACAAUCGACUGGGUUUAUCUUCAAUCGGCUCUGGGCGGCGGUCAAACGAGAGGUGCUGACCAUUCUCUCCGAAGGGGUGUCCAUCCCCGAAGAGAUCGAUGCUAUGUGGGAGGAGAUGUUUAUUCGGGGAAGGACGCUGCCGUGCAGGAUGAUGGAUAACGUUGGCCUCGACACCGUCGCCUUCAUUGAACAGCACUAUAUCCACGAGCGGGGUCUUUCCUCCGAGAGAACCGUAGACUACCUCACCACCAACUACCUCGAGAAAGGUAAGUUGGGCGCCAAAUGCGCCCUGGGCGGGCUCUAUCCCCUGUCUAGCGCAGCCAGCAACAGUGGCAGUGACCCCACCACCCACGAUAGCCGUCUCCUCGUCUUAGACGUCGGACUCGCCUCUUCCACCGCGGCCUCCUCGAUCUCCACCCCUGUCGGACAGAUCCUCUCUCUCGCGGCAGACGGGACCGAUUCCAGAGUGUUGGUUGCCAACCAGCUCCUUCCUGACGGCAUCGCAGUCGAUGCCACGACCAACCGCAUCUUUUGGACCAACAUGGGGGUCCCCGGCCGACAGGAUGGUGCAGUCUACUCCUCAGCUCUAGACGGGAACGACAUCCAGACCGUCCUCGAACCGGGUGCGAUCAACACCCCCAAGCAGCUGACCCUCGACCAGACAGCGCGGAAGCUGUACUUCUCCGACCGCGAGGGCUGCGCAGUCUACCGCUGUAACCUUGACGGGUCGGGUCUGGAGACUCUUGUCUCACGACAGCGAGGGAGACAAGGCAAAGAGGUGACUGACGUACGGGACUGGUGCGUCGGGAUCGCCGUCUCGACUCGCUUCAACCGGUUCUACUGGACACAGAAGGGCGCGCCCAAGAGUGGCAAAGGGCGCAUCUUCUCGGCUGCGAUCCAUGCACCACCGGGGAUUGUGGGCGAGGACGAGGAUGAGGAACUGUGCAUCCUGAGCGGACUGCCGGAGCCGAUUGAUCUGGAAAUCGAUGAGGAGAAAGGCGACCUGUACUGGACGGAUCGCGGGGAGCUGCCUCUGGGCAAUGCACUCUAUCGAGUCAGCUUAGAUGCAAAGGGUCGACCGGUGGGCAAGCCGGAGGUUCUGGCUCGGGGUUUGCAUGAGGCGAUUGGGGUGAGUCUCGAUCGGAAGUCUGGGGAUAUCUUCCUGACGGACCUCGGGGGUGGUGUCUAUCGCUGUGAUCGGGAGGGGAACCGGAAGGAGAUUUUGUAUCAGGAGGAUGGGCGUGCGUUCACGGGGAUUGUUUGCGUUUGA
This is a messenger RNA of Aspergillus brunneoviolaceus CBS 621.78, 3432 nucleotides long. RefSeq names its product cytochrome P450. The record is from RefSeq and is a predicted model, not a curated record. Lineage: Eukaryota; Fungi; Ascomycota; Eurotiomycetes; Eurotiales; Aspergillaceae. Bases 1 to 3432 code for a protein of 1143 amino acids. Gene Ontology annotation, biological process: fatty acid metabolic process. The transcript is spliced from 6 exons. Gene Ontology annotation, molecular function: iron ion binding; NAD+ binding; heme binding.